Molecule: messenger RNA, 1263 nt
Organism: Heterocephalus glaber (naked mole-rat)
Lineage: Eukaryota; Metazoa; Chordata; Mammalia; Rodentia; Bathyergidae
Gene: Hp
Product: haptoglobin
Biological process (GO): zymogen activation
Cellular component (GO): extracellular region; blood microparticle
Molecular function (GO): serine-type endopeptidase activity; hemoglobin binding
Source: RefSeq, marked provisional
CAGGCUUUGAGGCAUAAAAGGUUGGGCAGGUGCCCCUACAGGACUGCUCUUCCAGAAGCAAGACAAGCCAAAUAAUGAGUGCUCUGGGAGCUCUCGUCACCCUCCUGCUCUGGGGACAGCUUUUUGCCAUGGACAUUAACAAUGAAGUCACAGAAAUUGCAGAUGACAGCUGUCCAAAGCCCCCUGAGAUUGCAAAUGGCUACGUGGAGCACCUGGUUCGCUAUCAGUGUCAGCCUUACUACAGGCUGCACACUGAAGGGGACGGAGUAUAUGCUUUAAAUAGUGAGAAGCAGUGGGUGAACAAGGCCAUUGGAGAGGAACUUCCAGAAUGUGAAGCAGUAUGUGGAAAGCCGAAGAAUCCAGUGGAUCAGGUGCAGCGCAUCAUUGGUGGCUCUCUGGACGCCAAAGGCAGCUUUCCCUGGCAGGCUAAGAUGAUCUCCCGUCACAAUCUCACCACGGGGGCCACACUGAUCAGUGAACAGUGGCUUUUGACCACAGCCAAAAAUCUCUUCCUGAAUCACACAGAGAAUGCUACAGCAGAGGAGAUCGCUCCUACCUUGAAACUCUUCGUGGGAAAAAGGCAGCCAGUGGAGAUUGAGAAGGUGGUUUUCUACCCAAACUAUUCCAUAGUAGACAUUGGGCUCAUCAAACUCAAACAGAAGGUGCUUGUCAAUGAGAGAGUGAUGCCCAUUUGCCUGCCUUUGAAGGAUUAUGCGGAGGUGGGGCGUGUGGGUUAUGUGUCUGGCUGGGGGCGAAAUGUCAACUUUCGGUUUACCGAGCAUCUCAAGUAUGUCACGCUGCCUGUUGCUAACCAGAGCAAAUGUGUGGAGCACUACGAAGGCAGCACAGUGCCCGAGGAGAAGACCUGGAAGAGCCCUGUAGGGGUGCAGCCCAUCCUGAAUGAACACACCUUCUGUGCUGGAAUGUCCAGGUACCAGGAGGACACCUGCUAUGGUGAUGCUGGAGGUGCCUUUGCCAUUCACGACCUGGAGCAGGACACCUGGUACGCAGCCGGGAUCUUGAGCUUUGACAAAAGCUGCACUGUAGCUGAGUAUGGUGUGUACGUGAAGGUGGCCUCCAUCCUGGACUGGGUUCAGACAACCAUGGCCAACAACUAAUGCAAGGUUGGCUAGAAGCCCUUGCCUGGUAGCAAGAUUUCACCCCGGAAGAGGGAAAAGCAGAUGGUGUAGGAUCGGUUCUGAAGCUGAUGGGGAUCAGCCCUGCACUGCUGUGUCAAUCAAUAAAGAGCUUGUUUUAGACUCA